UUAUGUUGUAUACCUUCUUUCAAUGGAAACCGCUUUCCAGUGUUUCGGCUCACAGUCACUGGAAAGAUGGUUUGCCGCACGUCAUUGUCACUUUCGCGUGUGCUCUUGUGGCGUUCAAUUGGUCAAAAAUUUUCGUCUCCACACCUUCUCUCUCAACGAUUUUUACCCUUAAGUUGUGCCCCAAUUAGGAUGGCCGGAAAAUAUACAACAGUCGAAAGGGGAGUACCCAAUUCCACCGACUACAGAAUAUUCUUCCGAAAUGAGGCCGGAUGUGUCGUCUCACCAAUGCAUGACAUUCCCCUGUACGCCAAUGAGGCUAAGAAUGUGGUGAACAUGGUCGUAGAGAUUCCCAGAUGGACCAAUCCAAAGAUGGAGAUCUGCCUAGCGGAAGCUCUAAACCCCAUUAAGCAGGACAUCAAGAAGGGGAAGCUCCGUUAUGUGUCCAAUUGUUUCCCCCACAAAGGGUACAUCUGGAACUACGGCGCUCUCCCUCAAACCUGGGAAAACCCUGAACACUUGGACCCGGCAACCGGGUGCAAGGGUGACAAUGAUCCAAUCGAUGCCUUAGAAAUUGGAUCACGGGUUGCGAAGCGCGGGGAAGUGGUUCAAGUGAAAAUCCUUGGAACUGUCGCAUUAAUCGAUGAAGGUGAAACCGACUGGAAAGUGGUGACAAUUGACGUUAAUGAUCCCGUUGCCAGUCAAAUGAACGAUAUAACGGACAUUGACAAAUUCUUCCCAGGACUCCUCAAAGCAUCUAUUGAGUGGUUCAAGAUCUACAAAAUUCCAGAUGGAAAGCCUGAAAAUCAAUUUGCUUUCAAUGGAGAGCCCAAGAAUGCUGAAUUCGCGAAGAAUGUUGUGGCAGAAGUUCAUCAAUUCUGGAAGAGUCUGAUUACGAAAGAAAUUCAGGCGCCUAUUUCAUGUACCAACUCAACUGUGGUGGAUUCUCCGGAUUUCGUGUCGGCUGAUGAAGCUGAAGCCCUGCUGCAAAAAUCCUCCACCGGAGGUGUUGCUGAACCAGUCAGCGAUUCAGUUGAUAAAUGGCACUAUGUGCAUUUAAAGUAAACUUCCGGAAAAAAGCUCAAUUAACCCAGAAAUGACAGUUAAACAAUAGAUCCCUGCCAGUGUUGAAAACAGUUAAGUCCCUUUUGCACCAUACUCGAUUUUGAAGGAUCACCUCUAGCGGCAUUUACGUAUGAAUAUAUAAAAUAUGUCGUAUUUAGCGUAAUUUUGUUGCUGAUAGCAAUUUGUUUAUUUUGGAAAAUUGUACAUUUUAUUUAUCCCCAAAAAUUCCACAGGAUUGGGAUGUUCCAAGGUGAAAUUGUUUAAUUUAAUAAAUGAAUUGAAAUAAUA
Phlebotomus papatasi is the source of this 1350-nucleotide messenger RNA. RefSeq names its product inorganic pyrophosphatase (gene Nurf-38). Bases 67 to 1062 code for a protein of 331 amino acids. The transcript is spliced from 7 exons. NCBI's taxonomy places the organism in Eukaryota, Metazoa, Arthropoda, Insecta, Diptera, Psychodidae. Gene Ontology annotation, molecular function: magnesium ion binding; inorganic diphosphate phosphatase activity. The record is from RefSeq and is a predicted model, not a curated record. Gene Ontology annotation, biological process: phosphate-containing compound metabolic process. Gene Ontology annotation, cellular component: cytoplasm.